Lates calcarifer (barramundi perch) is the source of this 1655-nucleotide messenger RNA. RefSeq names its product ripply transcriptional repressor 2 (gene ripply2). Gene Ontology annotation, biological process: embryonic pattern specification; negative regulation of transcription by RNA polymerase II. Gene Ontology annotation, cellular component: nucleus. The transcript has 3 exons. The record is from RefSeq and is a predicted model, not a curated record. NCBI's taxonomy places the organism in Eukaryota, Metazoa, Chordata, Actinopteri, Centropomidae. The coding region runs from base 1098 to 1451 and encodes 117 amino acids.
UCUGUGUGGACCUUAUUAGCUCCGAGCUCUGACUGCCUGUUCCCUGGAGAGGAGUGUUGUGAUGUGGAUGGAGCCAGUGGGCAAAGAAAUUCAAUGCUGGUCGUUCACGGUUCACCUUUAAACACAGACACUCUCACUGAAGGCCUCCUACCCUUUAACAAGUGAUACUUGCAAAUGUGGCACCCAUUAGCUUUGACUGAACCCAGUUGUGGGAGAUGUUCCACUCUUUCCAUUAUCAUUUCAUCCCAGCAUGUAGCCCCACGCUGCCCCCUACUGGCCCUUGUUUAAAAGCACUUGUUUAAGUGAAUGAGGGGGACUGAGUCAGUAGAUUACAGAAGACAUUCAAAAACGUGGAGCUCCAAUAAAAGUUGCAUAACACAGUAUUACUGUAUUUCCCUUAUGGCAGUGUGAUGCGUUCAAGGUUUGCAUCUGCUGAGGUGUGGCUGUUAACCCACCCACCCCAACCCCUGCUGUUGUAUGUAUUAAGGGGCUGACGCGUGUCAACCCUCCCCACGCAGCACGAGCCUCCUUCCAUCAACCCCUCAGCAGGCAAUGACAGUAGGGCACGUGUUUCUUCACACCUCACACCCAAAUGGCCACAGAGACAGAGAUACUGAAAGGUGAAGGGGUUGAAGAGUUCAACUUAUUAAUGUAAUCAAUCAGACUGUGCCAUUACUCGAUCCAUUACUCUUAAACCUAAUUACAGUCGUGUCACCCGGUUGGCCCAUUAGACUAAAUGAUACCUGUACAUACGCUCAAACCCUUCACAUGAGAGACAGUGGAUGCAGGAAGCAGGUAUCACAUUCUAAUCAAAUAUGCAGUAAUCUAAGAAAAAUGUCUCAAACAGGUCAAUCUCUCAUCUUUUUUAAAAAAAAAUCUACACUCAAAAUUAAAACAGAAAGUGGCCAAAUGUUCGGAGUUUGCCGAAGUGUGACUUCACACCUCACCAUCGUGGCGCAUGGAAACACUUGGAGACGCGUCAAAAGCGCAAUUUGGCACCGCGGCUGCCUCGGGCCCCCCUGAUAAAUAGGAGGUUCCUGCUUUCAGUCUCACAUCCUCUGGGGACUUUACGCAGGACUGACAACUUACAAGGAGCCAUGGAGACUUUCGCCGCCAACAGUGGAUUAACUUCUGCUUUUUCUGGAGACAAUGUUACCCAGCAGUCCAACUGGUGGAGACCGUGGACUGGAAAGGAUCAGAGAACUGACGCACAUAAGACUCAUUCCAUGCAUGGAGACCUCUCUGAUGCACAGUGCCCCAAAACUCCUCAGGUCGUUCACCCAGUGAAGUUGUACUGGCCUAAAUCGAGAUGCUUCGAUUAUCUGUACCAGGACGCAGAAAUGCUCCUGCGCAACUAUCCGGUCCAAGCGACCAUCUGCCCUUACGAGGACUCCAGCAGCGACGAAGACAGCGAUGAUGAAGAGGAGGAAGUGGAGAAGGAGCUGAACUAAACCUCACCCUUCGAAGCCUUUAAAGACAAAAAGUUUCCUAAUGUGAUAAUAUAUAUUUCUCCUAAUUUAUUCCUGUAAAUAUGUGUAAAUAGAUCAUUUUUCAUUUCUAUACCAAAGUGAGAAUGUAAAUCCUUAAGUUAUUCCUUUAACGUUUCUACCUCUUUUGUAUUUUGUUGAGCAUUGCAAUAAAAUGCAUGAAAUGGG